CCCAUGUCUCCGUUCACUCCGCCUUAUCCACCUUAUGAUCCCAUAGACACAGAUGGAUUCUCCUACGAAACCGUAUCCAAACGAUGGCCAGUAAUCCUGACGAAGCUCAUUGACCAUAUUCAUCGCACCAAUCAUGAACUUACCGUUGCUGGAAUGCAAGGUGGCAAUGACGUCGAGAAAAACUGGGAGGAACGCGUCGAAGAGGGCAAAGUAAUUAUCGGAAAGGUUAGCAAGCUGAAGUAUGAGAUGGCAAGGGAUAGGGAGUUACAGCCGGUUGAAGAGGAUGAAGAGGCAGAUGUGGAUACAUACAAUCUCGAGCUCACAAAACUUGCAGAGAAAGGAAUGAAUGCCUGGUUCAAGGCACCAUGGCUAUAUGCCGAAUGUUAUUUGUAUCGCACCCUGCGCUCCUGGUUUAGUAUAACGACACAUUGGCGUUACUACGAUCCGUUCCUCGCAGGAAAGGAGGAUUCGUUUAAAGCAUCAUCAGCUGCAAUAUAUAAACUUGCAGCAACAAUGCAUGAGCUCGAAGAGACAGGGGCCGGACUUGAGAAAGACCCAGAGAAGUUGGCCGUACUCUUUAACGAGAUGAUCCAGAUGUGCCUAUGGGGAAAUGCAACUGACCUGUCACUGUUGACUAAUUUGACACACGAGGAUAUACUUAAACUGCAGAGUGUCGGGAAGGACGCUCAAGAAGAACGUAAAGAAUACAUUCUACAUGACGACGAAAAGAAUGCUUUUCAGUAUCUGACAACUCUGCGCAAUGCGAGGGUUGAUUUAGUCUUAGACAAUGCUGGAUUCGAGCUCUUCACAGAUCUUGUUUUUGCGGAUUUCCUUGUCACAUUUACACCAUACGUGUCGAAAGUUGUAUUCCAUCCUAAAUCAAUUCCGUGGUUUGUCUCGGACGUGACGCCACCAGAUUUCAUCGCACUCUUUUCCUCUCUCAAGUCCGAAACGUUCUUCCUUGAGGAUGCCCCUUCCGAGUCUUCACGUUCUCAACUCUCUAUUCUCCUUCAACGCUGGGAGAAAUAUAUUGCUAUUGGUGCGUUUGAAUUGAGCAUACCGAUGGAGACGAAGUUGGGUGAAAAAAACGCCAUGAUUGACUUUUGGACGAGCCCAUAUCCGUAUUGGGAUAUGAGUGAGAAGGCUCCUGUGUUGUUUGAGAGUUUGAAAAAGAGUGGGCUUGUUAUCUUGAAGGGUGAUUUGAACUAUAGAAAGUUGACUGGUGAUGUCAAGUGGCCAGCGUCGACGCCAGUAAGCGAAGCAAUAGGCCCGUUAUCAGGCGCCUUCCCAACCCUUAGUCUACGUACGAGCAAAGCAGAUGUGGUCGUUGGCGUGGACCAGGCCAAGGCAGAUGCACUUGACGCGAGCGGUGAGAAGUGGAGGGUGAAUGGAAAGUAUGCAAUGAUUUCAUUCGUGCCAAAAGAAGGCGCAUAAUUAAUAGUAACAGGCAGCAUAUAAGAAAUGUACACAAAUAAAGAUUUAGAUAGAUAUUUCC
Molecule: messenger RNA, 1495 nt
Organism: Fomitiporia mediterranea MF3/22
Lineage: Eukaryota; Fungi; Basidiomycota; Agaricomycetes; Hymenochaetales; Hymenochaetaceae
Product: DUF89 domain-containing protein
Exons: 15
Coding region: 4-1434 (476 amino acids)
Biological process (GO): DNA damage response
Cellular component (GO): nucleus; cytoplasm
Molecular function (GO): phosphatase activity
Source: RefSeq, a predicted model, not a curated record